AUGAUACAACCAAUAUAUCGAUCAAGAUUGUUCAAUUCAAUACGAACUAUAUCCACUACUUCAACGACUGCUAUACGACAUGAUCCAUUGAAAAUUGCAUUUUUUGGCAGUGACAAAUUUAGUGUUGCUAGUUUAAGGAAGCUUCUAGAUCUCAAGUCAAGUACAAAUGAAGUUAUAGAGGAUAUUAAAGUCAUUACUAGAACGAUAAAACCAACUGGUCGAUAUAUGAAAAAAUAUGAAGAACUACCCAUCAGUAAAUAUGCACUAGAAAACAAAAUUCCAGUAUUGAGAGCUGACUCAUCACAAGACAUCUUGAAGUUAUUAGACAACAAUACUUUUAAUUUAACUAUAGCAGUAUCAUUUGGAAAACUAAUACCUUCAAAAUUUUUAGAAAGUUGUACUUAUGGUGGCUUAAAUGUUCAUCCUUCAUUAUUACCCAAGUAUUCUGGCUCAUCUCCAAUUCAACAUGCAAUUAUGAAUGAUGAUCAAACCACAGGAGUUACUGUACAAACUUUACAUCCAACUAAGUUUGAUCACGGAAGGAUAAUUUCUCAAUCAGAUGAAGUCCCUAUAUUGAACGACAAUUAUAGAUCAUUGGAAUAUAGACUUGGAGCUGAGGGCGGUGAAUUAUUAAAAACUUGCAUCAAGGACUCACUUUUUGUUGAACCCCAAGGAAUUGAAUCUAGUUUCAAACGUUCUUUUGCUCCUAAAAUUGAUAAAACCAAACGUCAAAUACUAUGGAAUCAAUAUAGCGCUAGACAAAUUGAAAGAUUGAAUGAUGCAUUAGGUCCAUUAUUUACAUUUAUCAAAGUUCAAACUAAAUCAAAAGGCAAAUUGUCUCAAGAAAUUAAAAGAGUCAUAUUAGACCGAGUGAAAGAAACCAAAAACGAAAAUGAGUUGUGGAAUUUGAAUUUGAAACAACCUGGUGAAUUUUACCUUUCAGAGGACAAAUUAUAUAUUAAAGCUAACAAUGGAUAUUUGACUGUUGGGAAACUCAAAUUACAGACUAAACUGGAAGAAACUCCUGUGGAGUUCAUGAAGAAUUACAAAAAAAACAUAGGUAAAAUGCCUCAAAAAUUUGUUGAAACAGAACAAAAUAAGUAA
Molecule: messenger RNA, 1104 nt
Organism: Lodderomyces pseudojiufengensis
Lineage: Eukaryota; Fungi; Ascomycota; Pichiomycetes; Serinales; Debaryomycetaceae
Gene: FMT1
Product: methionyl-tRNA formyltransferase
Exons: 1
Coding region: 1-1104 (367 amino acids)
Biological process (GO): biosynthetic process; conversion of methionyl-tRNA to N-formyl-methionyl-tRNA
Cellular component (GO): mitochondrion
Molecular function (GO): methionyl-tRNA formyltransferase activity
Source: RefSeq, a predicted model, not a curated record